ACUCGCGUGUGCUGUUACUUUCCUCAUCAUACGUGUUUUGCGUCGUCAUGACAACAUCGUAGCGUUGAUAAUCGAUGAUGCUAUUGCGCUGCUACUACUCUGUGUGAAAGAGCUAAGUAGUGCGUAAGUAAUGUCGGCAUUGUUCGUUAACGAAUAUCGUACUACGCUCUCAUUGCGCAUUAUCCCCGAUGGAUCGCUUCUGCAACAGCUUCGGCAGACUGGACGACCUCCAUUUAGCAAGGCCAAUAUGUUAUUUACAUUUCGCAGCAUGAUGAUGGAUUAAUUAGUGGCUCUUUACGUCAGCGACAAUGCAUGAAUUAAGACCAAUGUCUUAAUUAGAGACGAGAAACUCGAUGGCAUCGGGGAAAAAAUGGAAAUUAUGUUUUACCAAGAAAAUGUUAUGAAUCAUUUGACGGUAGUACACGAUAACACGUUUAUAACACGUGUCAGCAUAAAAGUUGCCUCCAACAGUGAGAGUGAUCAAGUCAUAACAGCCAUCGACGUAAUUUGCUGAUAGAAGCUCCAAAAGUAGUAAAGGUCAAAACAUAUUUUAGGGCAGGUACAACCUUUAUACGAAUCGUGCUCGAUCAGCAUAUACAACAACGCUCGAAAGGGCAAUGAGCAAAACGAUCUUGAAAAUAUUGAAUAACUCAUAAAAUCCUGCGGAGAAGCUUGCGCGAGGAGGACCAAUUUUUUCGCUUUCAUACGACUUACAGCUCGACAGAAAAAAAAAUCCGUCGGGUGCACGUAUGUAGGCAUAUAGGUGUAUGUGAAUCGGCACGUGAGCUGGAGGUGGGCAAUGCCAUCAGGCGCGUGUCACGCCUUCAAGUGUCGAAAUUCACUUCACAUAGGUGAAUCGGACGGGGAAGAUUUUGCAAACGACGCGCGCUAUCAGACACCCACACACGUAUGAGGCGGUCGAAACCUGCUGCAGUUUACCGACGUACAGAAUCUAAUCUUCCGUCAACGGCGUCAGUCAUGUCGCGCAUCUCAGUACCUGUCCUUACGUCGUUGCUGCUGCUGCUGGUGUUGCCUCGAAAUUCUGCAGCGACGAUAAAAAAACAGCAGCUAAAAAAGCUGCAAGAGUCUGGACGAGGUGCUGCUUGAAAAGUACGUGACCGAGCAGGAACGGUCCUCAAGCGACAACGACGUGAACGAGAAUGCAUCAGCGACGCCUCUGCCCUCCGCCUCCUCGACUGACUCCAACUGGCUUGGUUUGUACUUACUACUUGAGGAUCGUGUUGAACAAUUGUGUAACAGCAAGCUUUACAUACUUUUGAAUGAACGAUACUCGGAACAGAAUCGGCAGGACAAAGCAACAACGACUGCGGUUCCGACGAUGGUGGCAGCUGAAGAUCAACAAGCGAAUAAUGUAACACUGAGCUCAACAGCGCAGAAGAGAAGCACUUGGAUUAAUGCGAGCACCAGCAGCCUCAUGUACAAUAAUGUUGAGUCGAGUGGAAAGUUCUUCUUGAAGAAAGAAAAAGACUCAACGACGUCUUAUGACGAUUCGUUGUCGUCGAUUCUCCCGGGGAAUUUCAAUCAGACUUUCACUAUCGCCGAUAACGAGGCAAGCGGAAACAACUCCAACGAAACUUUCGCCCGCGACAAUGAAGACGAAUCGUACAGAAAUGAGGCAAUACACGCGGACAGUAAGGAGAAAUUUCAGCAACACAAGCAGCCGCCACUUGACCAAGACGUCGAUCCGACUGCCAAGAAGUUUUUUAAGUUGGAAGAUGAAAUUGUCGAUGUGCCGAAAAAUGACUCGAUAGAGAUCGAUGGAAAUAGUACCACUGAUGAACACGAUGAAAUGGUAGAAAACUUUCUUACGAAUGAGAAUAGUGAGGCUCUUAAUGAUACUGUGAGUGAACACGAUGAUAUCGUCGAUCAUUUCUUCGCGAACGAGGAGGAAAGAUUUUCAGUAAGUGAAUUUUUAAGUAAGAAUUGGACGAAAGCAUUAAGUGAAGAGAACGACCUCGUAGGUGACAAAUUCGUCGACGAUUUCUUUGCAAACGAGAACGAAAGUUUUUCUGUAAGUGAUUUUGUAAAUAGCAAUUCAACGGAGACAUUAAGUGGGGAGGAUUCAUCUGCGGAUAAAAAAUUCGUCGACGCUUUUUUCGCUAAUGAGAGCGAAGAUCUUUCUGGAAGCGGAAUUGGAGUAAUGCCGCAUCUCAACGAAGUACUUGACGAAAGCCAAAAUAAUAAUACUACGAGUGAACGCCACGAGUUAGUGGAUGAUUUCUUUGCGUCUGAGAACGAGAAUCUCAACAGUAAUGGGAUUGGAAGCGAAGAGUCGAAUAAAGAUUUUACAGGGACGUUCGAUGACAAACCCAAUAAUAAUAAUACCACAAGUAGCGAGUUUAAUUCAACAAAAAGCCCAGACGACGGUUCAUCCAACAGCAGCGUGGAGUUGACUCUCAGUAUGGAGCAUUUCUUCAGUAAUGAAAAUGAAAACUCAACGAAUUGGAAAGAUUUGACGAGUAAUAUCGAAAGCGAAAAUUCAACAAUCUCUCAAGAGGACUCACUGACAAAGAGUAGCACUGAAUGGUUCGACGAGGCAAACGUUACUUCUUCGGAAAUAGCACAAGUCGCAAAUUUUUCCAACGACAGCAGUAGCAGUGAGUUAUGCUUAUCAAAGUUGGAAAACUCGACCGAGAUUCUGGAUUCCAGCGAAUUAGUAUCGUCUAAGGAGUUUAUCGAGGUGACGAUAAGCAACGAGGAUAAGAAUGCAACAGCAGCACAGCCGAGAACGUAUGCAAAUGAGACUGCCGCUCCUUCGAUAAAUCGAAUGGAAGAUCGAUCAACGAAAUAUGCCGAUACAGGGGAUCGGAACAGAGCCGGCCAUGCACCGUCAAGCAGCGAUGAUUUAUUCAAGGAGACGACGACUGCUGCUGCUCCUGCUGCUGCGAUGACGACGGCGAGCUUGGAUGAUUGGGGUAGCACGAUAGCAUUGAUCGAGUCCCAUGCGGACGAGAAAGUGUCAGAGGAAGCAGCAACGGUGCAACGUCGGAGGCGUAACAUCCUGAUGACUUUUCAAGGCGACGAAGCGAGCGUCGACGUCGCGUCAGCCGGCAAAUUAAGAGCGCCCGAGGCAACGUCGUCGUCAGUUCGGUUAGUCAACGGCAGCACUGGCGCAUGGGAAUCGUCGAGGAUGGACUCCUCGCCUAUUACUCUAGCGUCCUCGAGGAAUCGGCCAUCCAGGAUUAUCACUAGCGAAAUGAAUAAAGGCAGCGCUGCCGAACUCCAGAGGCAAUAUCGAACUUUCCUUCUUAGCUUGCGGUCCAGACAAACGCAAUUUGCCGAAAAAAGGGAUAGCCUCGGCAGUCAAGCAUGGACCAAGAAGAAUCAAUGAAAUCCCAAAGAUCUUCGUCCCAUCUCUAUUAUUACAUCGAAAAAGAGUCGCGUCAAAUAUAAUCAAUAUUCAUAACCAGUGCAGCCAGCGAAGUUUACGACUUAGAGGACAUCUAGUAUGCAUCGAAUCAGCUGAAGUAACCGAAAAGAAACGAUGACGUGGAGUUCCUCUUUUUACGAUGAUCGGAGGAGAGAACAAAAAAUUCCGACACACACACACACACGCGCGCGCGUGUGCUCUCCUUGGGUUCGAUCUAUAUGCAUGCGAUCCGCCUUGUCCUCGGCCUGUGUGCUGUUAUCUUUCCUCGUCAACGAACGCGCGCGUUUAUGGUUCACAGGUGACCAAAGACGCGCGCCGCAUAAAUGUGUACUUUACGAGAACCCAUAGGUAUAGUUUACGAUGGCCAAAAGACGGAGGAGCAGCCUUUGCAUGUGACACUUAUGUGCGGUUAGGCUUUAUUGCGAAUACAGGGAUAAGGCCGUAUUGACGAACAGAAAAGGAAAUCAUCGCGUGGGAGAUUGAUGACCUUGAGAGCAAAAGAUUAUUAUUAGACGAGUUCUCGCGCGUCAAAUGAUGAGCUACCGCCUGAAAUAUGCACAAGGUCUUUUCUGCCGCUCGACGCGAGUUCUUCUUAUUUUCUUCGUCUCACUUGCAUUCGUAAAAAAAAUGCAGAAGAGGGGGGAGGUGAUACGCGAUAGGUGAUAGGCGAUAGCCGAUAGGCAGUAGACGGUAGACUAGAGGAGUUUCAUUUGGAUAUCGAUUGCGACAGCGAGGUUACGCGACGUAUUUAUCGAUCGGAAAUGGGAAAUUGGUUGUGCCUUCAAUCCUCGCGCGGAAUUCUUUUAAGAUUGAAAAUUGAUUUUCGAUAUAUCUGGCUUUCUUUUGUGCAGUGAGCACAAAGUUUAACAAAACCGUAGAAUAUAUAUGCAUACUCCCGAUGCGAAAUCCAUGUAGGUAUGGCAAAAGUGAUAAUGAAGUUUGCUUCGCGUGGAUUUAUAAAGCAGCGUCCGUGAACCGUGUUUGAUGGCAAAUGUCAUUCGAAUUUCACGAAAUACUGCAUUUCAUCCGUUCCCAUGCACGACAGAAAUGAAUUUAUUAUUAUUCCUUAAUUUUGAUGGCUUCAAAUUGUUUGCAGAAAAGCGACGAAAUCUCUAUUCACAUGUAAAUUUUUUUCAAUUGUAACAAUACAUUUGCGUGCUCUUGUAAAAGAAACUCCCGUCAUUCCAUCCCGAAUGAACCUCAAAUCCCCUUGUGUGUGUGUACAAUUGCUCGUAUAUAGCUUAUAAAUAAACAUGAGAAGCAUUUGAGA
Phymastichus coffea is the source of this 4661-nucleotide messenger RNA. RefSeq names its product probable serine/threonine-protein kinase clkA. The transcript has 7 exons. The record is from RefSeq and is a predicted model, not a curated record. NCBI's taxonomy places the organism in Eukaryota, Metazoa, Arthropoda, Insecta, Hymenoptera, Eulophidae. Bases 1340 to 3352 code for a protein of 670 amino acids.